AUGAAUUCUUGCUCGACGAAAUGGCUCCACAUAACUUUUUACGCGGAAAGUGUCGGAUUUCUUCUCUCGAUUGCUGCAAACUGUGUCCUGUUGAUUGCAAUUUCUGAUAAAUCAAGGAAGACAUUUGGGAACUACAAAUACCUGAUGAUGGCGUUCUCCGUACUUGGGAUGUUCUACUCCACUUGCAAUUUCAUCAGCAAACCGAACGUGCAUAUAACAGAAAAUUCAUUCAUUGUGUUUACCGUUUUGAGAUACUCAAAGUUAAACAAAUUCCUUGGUUCGAUUGCAGUUGGAAUAUACAGUUCGUGUUAUGCAAUGAUGCUCUCUCUCCUCUCCAUUCAUUUCUUCUAUCGGUACACUUCUGUCACUGCACCUCUAUACUUGGCUUCCCGCUUCUCUUCCAAAUCCUUCAUAUUCUGGACUUUAUUUGUUGUCGUGUACUCUGGUAUCUUUGGAUGUUCGAGUUACUUUUUAUGCGGGCCAACAGAGAGCAAAGAUAGAGAAAUGGAAAUAGAAUUUCAAAAUUCCUAUUGCUUGAAGCCUGAAGAGUAUGCUUAUCUUGGCCCACAAUAUUAUUAUAAAAACGUGGAAAAUGGAGAAAGAUUAUUUCACGCUCCGUCUUUUAUUGGUAUUGGAAUCCAGACGUUUCUGAUGAGUUCUACUUUUAUUUUCGUUAUCUUCUUCGGAUGCCGCACGUACAGUGUCUUGAAGGAAAAUGGAUUGACUUGUUAUGCAUCGAAAGAACUUCAGAAACAACUAUUCAAGACUCUGAUUAUCCAAACUAUCAUCCCUACAAUAUUCAUGUAUUUGCCUGGGUCAAUUAUGUUUUAUCUACCAAUGUUUGGUGUAAAAAUUGAGACGAUGGCCAAUUCAAUUCCAGUUUUUGUGGCUAUUUAUCCGUGUCUUGAACCUCUCGUAGCAAUUAUGUGCAUCAAGUCUUUGAAGUUGAGAAGUUCGAACAAGAUGUGCUGCUCCCGAAACCGUCGUAGGAAAGUCGGCGUCCUUGUGGCAAGUACAAGCAAUUCAGUAGUCUUCUCAAUGCAAGAAUUCACUGUUCCCUCUUGA
This is a messenger RNA of Caenorhabditis remanei, 1065 nucleotides long. RefSeq lists its product as uncharacterized. NCBI's taxonomy places the organism in Eukaryota, Metazoa, Nematoda, Chromadorea, Rhabditida, Rhabditidae. Gene Ontology annotation, biological process: olfactory behavior; G protein-coupled receptor signaling pathway. Gene Ontology annotation, molecular function: G protein-coupled olfactory receptor activity. The record is from RefSeq and is a predicted model, not a curated record. The coding region runs from base 1 to 1065 and encodes 354 amino acids. The transcript has 4 exons.